Prorocentrum cordatum is the source of this 2502-nucleotide messenger RNA. The record is from the annotation of a GenBank genome assembly. Lineage: Eukaryota; Dinophyceae; Prorocentrales; Prorocentraceae.
AGCUAGCCAUGUUGUCUCAGACAGUUGAACCAAGCAGCGCUGCCUGCCAGGUUCCAAGCGCAGCGGGCAAUGGACUCGUGCCCCGCAGCAUCCCGCCAGCGCGCGGGUCGGAUUGCACGUCACGUUGCGGCGUGUGGGCCACGCCCUUGCACUGGCCCGACUAAAAAGAUUUUGUGGCCUGAGGGUUGCAUAGGAGAAAAUGGCCAGCGCAUUGCAGACAGCGGUGAGAAGCUGGGCGGGAAGGGGCUAGCCUUCAAGCGCACGCCCCUGCGCGUCGCGUUCGCAGACCCAGGCGCUGCGCACGACCGCUACGGAGGCUCGGACGCGCACGUAGUUCUGGAGGGCGAGCUUCUGCAACCAGCGGGAAGCUCGGCGGAGUCAGGAAGCACCGUGCUGAUGUUCAUGCAUCCGGGCGGCGUGUUGAGCUCACUCCCCAUUGUAAGCGGGCUCGCCAGGGCGGGGCUCCAUGUGUGCGCUAUGGCGAGCCGCUAUGGCAACAACGACUCGACGCUCAUCGUCGAGAAGGCGUGCGUGGACCUGGGCGCUGUCAUCAGGCACCUGAAGACGAAGCUUUCUUACACCACGGUGGUGCUCGUGGGCUGGAGCGGCGGGGGUGGCCUUGUCACACUUUACCAGAGCUUGGCGGAGCACCCCCAGGAGGAUCUUAGAACUCCAGCAGGCGAUGCCGUGGCAUUGCAGAACCUGCUGCCUGCUGAUGGUGUCGCGCUCCUCGCGGCGCACGCGGGCCGCGCUCGCAUUCUAAGCGAAUGGAUCGACCCUGCUGUCCUCAACGAGACAGACCCAGACGCACCUCGUGAUAGCAGCAUUGACAUCUAUGGUCCCGCCGCACCCAGUCCGCCCUUCUCAAACGAAUUCAUUGCCAGGUACCGGUCCGCGCAACAGGCAAGGGUCCGACGAAUCACCGCUUGGGUGACGGAGCGCUUGAGGCAGUUGCAGAGCGAACAGCCAGAAUCUGUCGGCGAUUGGCGCAGAGGGAGGCGCGAUGUCACUUUCAUGGUGCCGUGCACGCAGGCAGACAUCUCGAGGCUCGAUGCGACGCUCGACCCAAGCGAUCGCAUCCCAGAAGCAUUGGACGCGCUUGCAGAGGAGAACCACUCGCCCGUCGGGCUGGCACGGUUCACCACGCUGCGCUCGUGGUUGUCGCAGUGGAGCUUAGACCACUCCAGGGCAAACGCAGUAGCUGCUUUGCGCAAAAUCUCUGCGCCUGUGCUUGUGCUGGCAAACGGGGCAGAUCAUUUGGUGCCUCCAGCUCAUGCCCGAGACAUGUUCGACGCCAUCCCACACGCGAGGAAGCAGCUUCACAUUGUAAAGGGAGCGUCGCAUUACUACCUUGGGCAGCGGGCGGAGCUUCGAGAGGCCGUCUCCGUCUGCUGCUCCUGGCUGCUGGCAGAGGGCCUCCUGCCGGAGGCGGGCAGGCGAAUGCGCGAGUCCGCUUCAGAAAAGCUGGUGCCAGCACCUCUGACACUGGAGGAGCUUCGGCCUCUCACCAGCGGGCAGCUGACGACGCGGCUGGAGCUCAGGGGCAUCAACCACCUGGCCCUGGUCUCGUCGGACAUGAGCCGGACGACGCGGUUCGUCUGCGAGCAGCUCGGCAUGCCCCUCGUGAAGACGAUCGAGCUUGCGGGCGGUGCUGGGCAGCACUUCUUCUUCGAUGCGGGGAACGGCUGCUGCCUCGCUUACUUCUGGUGGCCGAACGCGCCACCCCCGGCCCCAGGCAUCGCAGCCCCGGUCGACAGCUCCAGGAUGGCCUCCGAGGAGGACACGCACACCGCGGUGGGCUCCAUGAACCACGUCGCUUGGGCCGUGCCGCCCGGGCGCCUGGCCGGGUACCGCAAGACGCUCCGGAGCCGCGGCGUGCAGUGCUCGCCGAUCCUGCACCAUGCCGACGUGCCGGAGGGCUACGUGGCGAAGCCCGGGGGGAGCACCACCUUCAGCAGCUUCUACUUCAGGGGCCCGGACGGCGAGUUCUUCGAGUUGACCGAGCAGCACCGGGGCUUCGGGCCCGGAGACGUGGCCCACGAGCCCAAGACGCGGGCGGAUGCCGAGGGGCCUUGACGUCGAAAAGGCCCACGGCAUCCAGCUACGGUGCGGUGUAACAAGCCCACACACGUCAUUCGAGUAUCAGUGCGCCCACGCAUGCCUACCGUGCCGUCGGGUCCGAUUCGUCGGGCGGCCCUGCAAGAUCAAGGGUACCCUUGUGUCUUGGGUAUCGCGCUUCUCGUCCUCUCCAUGUCCGGGAGCAUGCACUGGCCCCAGCUGGGAUUCGCAUCCUCUCGGGUGUCCCGCGCAAGGACAGAUCUCACGCGCCACCUUCCCCCUCCAAGAGGCCCCCGGACUGCUUCGAGAGGGCUCGAAUUGGCUUCGGAGCCUCCCGGGGAUGCCCCCGGAGAGGCCAACAGCCCAUCAAAGAACUACAGAUGUGUUUUCAAAGAUGUUUGUGCUCUCGCCUCUUCGCUCCCGACGUGUUCCCCGAUGCCCUUG